AACUUGAUUUGAUUUAUUAAUCAUGAUCUUUUGAUAUAUUAAUCUUAUAAAUGGAGUGACAGGCAAAAAACACUGCAAUAUCAUCUUGUGUGGUACAUAUAGUUGCAGCAGUCAUUUGAAGGAAGCUCAAACUUGUUGAUUCUUCUCAGAAAUGGCGGAAAAGAGGGUUUUACUGCUAUGUGGUGAUUACAUGGAGGAUCAUGAGGCUAUGGUUCCUUUCCAAGCACUUUUAGCCUUUGGAGUGAAGGUUGAUGCUGUCUGUCCCGGCAAGAAAACCGGAGAGUUUUGCCGCACUGCCGUUCACCAGUUUUCUAUUCAUCAGACAUUUGAUGAAUCUCGCGGCCACAAUUUUACACUCAAUGCAACCUUUGAUGAAGUCGAUUUCGGCACAUAUGAUGGUUUGCUGAUACCAGGAGGACGAGCUCCAGAAUAUCUGGCCAUGAACGAAUCUGUCCUAGAUGGCGUCAACAAAUUCUCAGAUACCGGCAAGCCGAUUGCCUCUAUUUGCCACGGACAGCUAAUCUUGGCAGCUGCAGGCGUAGUUAAAGGUCGGAAGUGCACUGCUGCCCCCCACGGAGGACCUGUACUAAUCUCUGCGGGCGCUGAUUGGGUUGAACCGCGGAAUUUUGCAGCUUGUGUUGUUGAUGGCAAUUUAAUUACUGCGGCUACUUAUUUUGGUCAUCCUGAGUUCAUUCGGCUUUUCGUGAAGGAAUUAGGCGGUAGCAUAACUGGUUCGGAUAAGAGGAUUCUGUUUCUAUGCGGGGAUUACAUGGAAGAUUAUGAGAUAAUAGUUCCUUUUCAAUCUCUUCAAGCUCUGGGGUGCCAUGUUGAUGCAGUUUGUCCAAACAAAAAGGCUGGGGAUUCUUGUGCAACUGCUGUUCAUGAUUUUGAAGGGGACCAGACUUACAGUGAAAAACCAGGCCAUCAUUUCACCCUAACAGCAUCCUUCGAAGGGUUAGACGCAUCGAGUUAUGAUGCUCUCGUUGUCCCUGGAGGCCGUGCUCCGGAAUAUUUGGCACUGGAUGAGACAGUGCUUGCCUUGGUGAAACAAUUCAUGGAAUCUAAGAAGCCAGUUGCAUCCAUUUGCCAUGGACAGCAGAUCUUAGCUGCUGCUGGUGUUCUAAAGGGAAGAAAAUGCACUGCAUACCCUGCUGUGAAGCUGAAUGUGGUGUUGGCAGGGGCAAUAUGGCAGGAACCUGACCCUAUAGAUCGUUGCUUCACCGACGAUAAUUUGGUGACUGGAGCUGCAUGGCCCGGCCAUCCAGAGUUCAUCUCACAACUCAUGGCAUUGCUUGGCAUCAAAGUCUCAUUCUAGUUGUUAUGCACCUUCCGUCAUCUUUUUCAAUCACGUAACGGGUAUUGAAUAAUUUUUAGAUCAGUUCUCAUGCGUGUGCACUCUGAAAAAUAAAUCUAGUUACUUUGACUGUUGUUUUCAAUGUCAAAGACUCAAAGUAAUAGACAAAAUGGUAGUACAAUAUUUACAUAAAUUAUGUCGACUAUAUUAACCUAUCAAUAAAUGUAAACAUCAUUCUUAUAA
Mercurialis annua (annual mercury) is the source of this 1537-nucleotide messenger RNA. Its product is annotated as protein DJ-1 homolog D-like. The transcript has 5 exons. NCBI's taxonomy places the organism in Eukaryota, Viridiplantae, Streptophyta, Magnoliopsida, Malpighiales, Euphorbiaceae. Bases 152 to 1315 code for a protein of 387 amino acids. The record is from RefSeq and is a predicted model, not a curated record.